This is a messenger RNA of Pangasianodon hypophthalmus (striped catfish), 7672 nucleotides long. RefSeq names its product granulin a (gene grna). Gene Ontology annotation, cellular component: extracellular region. The record is from RefSeq and is a predicted model, not a curated record. NCBI's taxonomy places the organism in Eukaryota, Metazoa, Chordata, Actinopteri, Siluriformes, Pangasiidae. The transcript is spliced from 48 exons. Bases 52 to 5913 code for a protein of 1953 amino acids.
GAGUGUGCAGAGCUGGGAGCUCAGAACCAGGAGCUCGGGGAAGAGACGGUGAUGUUCGACCAGUUCAGAAGCUCUCCGGGUUCCAAAAUGACCCAUUUGUGGAUGUUAAGGCUGGCAGCUGGACUGCUCAUGCUGAGCCUGGUGGCCGGGUCGAAGUGUCCUGAUCAGCAGCGCUGUGGAGACGAGCAGACGUGUUGCCAGAUUCAUUCUGGAGAAUUCAACUGCUGUCCCUUUCAUCAGGGUGAGUGCUGUGAAGACCACUUACACUGCUGCCCCGAGGGCAUGUUGUGUGAAGUGAAAGAAUCCAGAUGCACAAACGCUACACACUCGUUCCCAUGGGUCGAGAGAUUUCCUUCCAAACAUGCCGGCUUCAUCAAAUCAUUCAGAAUGAUCAGCUCCUCUGCUGCUAAUAAUAUGUAUGACACCGUCUGCCCGGAUAAUUCAUUCUGCCCGUCGGAGUUCUCCUGCCUGAAAGUGUCCAGCACGUACGGCUGCUGUCCUGUAACGCAAGGCAUCAUGUGCUCAGAUGGGAAACACUGUUGUCCGAAUGACCAAGAGUGCACCGCUGACAGCACUUCCUGUGUGAAAAAGACAGAACCAGUUCUUGCGGUUUUGUGUGCUGAUGGCAUAUCCGAGUGCCCGCUGGAGACUUCAUGCUGUGAGACUGCAGAUGGAGGAUGGGGGUGUUGCCCAAUGCCCAGGGCCGUGUGCUGUGAUGAUAAAGUGCACUGCUGUCCAGAAGACAGCGUUUGUGACGUAAACAACGCCAAGUGUGUGUCUUCCACCAAUCACGAACUUCCCAUGUGGGCCAAGUUUCCUGCUCGCCAGAGGGCUGCCUGGGAGGACCGCAAAUACUCUGACAUUCCCUGUGAUGAGACUGUGGCCUGUCCUGAUGGAAGCACGUGCUGUAAGGAUAAACAGGGAGAAUGGGACUGUUGCCCUGUGCCUCAGGCGGUGUGUUGUGAGGACUUUAUCCACUGCUGUCCUCAUGGGAAAAAGUGUAACCUCGCUGCUGGGUCAUGUGACGACCCGUCAGGUUCAGUGCCCUGGCUGAAGAAGGAGCCGAGCCGACCAAUCGGUGGACAGAAGCUUCUAGAAACCAAAGUUUCUGAUGUUCCCUGUGACGACACUGUGGCUUGUCCUGAUGGAACCACAUGCUGUAAGAACGAACAGGGAGGAUGGGGCUGCUGCCCUAUGCCUCAGGCGGUGUGUUGUGAUUUUGAAGAAAAUAUCGCGGUGUGUUGUGAGGACUUUAUCCACUGCUGUCCUCAUGGGAAAAAGUGUAACCUCGCUGCUGGGUCAUGUGACGACCCGUCAGGUUCAGUGCCCUGGCUGAAGAAGGAGCCGAGCCGACCAAUCGGUGGACAGAAGCUUCUAGAAACCAAAGUUUCUGAUGUUCCCUGUGACGACACUGUGGCUUGUCCUGAUGGAACCACAUGCUGUAAGAACGAACAGGGAGGAUGGGGCUGCUGCCCUAUGCCUCAGGCGGUGUGUUGUGAGGACUUUAUCCACUGCUGUCCUCAUGGGAAAAAGUGUAACCUCGCUGCUGGGUCAUGUGACGACCCGUCAGGUUCAGUGCCCUGGCUGAAGAAGGAGCCGAGCCGACCAAUCGGUGGACAGAAGCUUCUAGAAACCAAAGUUUCUGAUGUUCCCUGUGACGACACUGUGGCUUGUCCUGAUGGAACCACAUGCUGUAAGAACGAACAGGGAGGAUGGGGCUGCUGCCCUAUGCCUCAGGCGGUGUGUUGUGAGGACUUUAUCCACUGCUGUCCUCAUGGGAAAAAGUGUAACCUCGCUGCUGGGUCAUGUGACGACCCGUCAGGUUCAGUGCCCUGGCUGAAGAAGGAGCCGAGCCGACCAAUCGGUGGACAGAAGCUUCUAGAAACCAAAGUUUCUGAUGUUCCCUGUGACGACACUGUGGCUUGUCCUGAUGGAACCACAUGCUUGAAAUAUGAAGUUUAUAAUAAUGUUGUUCCUUUGCAGGCGGUGUGUUGUGAGGACUUUAUCCACUGCUGUCCUCAUGGGAAAAAGUGUAACCUCGCUGCUGGGUCAUGUGACGACCCGUCAGGUUCAGUGCCCUGGCUGAAGAAGGAGCCGAGCCGACCAAUCGGUGGACAGAAGCUUCUAGAAACCAAAGUUUCUGAUGUUCCCUGUGACGACACUGUGGCUUGUCCUGAUGGAACCACAUGCUGUAAGAACGAACAGGGAGGAUGGGGCUGCUGCCCUAUGCCUCAGGCGGUGUGUUGUGAGGACUUUAUCCACUGCUGUCCUCAUGGGAAAAAGUGUAACCUCGCUGCUGGGUCAUGUGACGACCCGUCAGGUUCAGUGCCCUGGCUGAAGAAGGAGCCGAGCCGACCAAUCGUUUCUGAUGUUCCCUGUGACGACACUGUGGCUUGUCCUGAUGGAACCACAUGCUGUAAGAACGAACAGGGAGGAUGGGGCUGCUGCCCUAUGCCUCAGGCGGUGUGUUGUGAGGACUUUAUCCACUGCUGUCCUCAUGGGAAAAAGUGUAACCUCGCUGCUGGGUCAUGUGACGACCCGUCAGGUUCAGUGCCCUGGCUGAAGAAGGAGCCGAGCCGACCAAUCGGUGGACAGAAGCUUCUAGAAACCAAAGUUUCUGAUGUUCCCUGUGACGACACUGUGGCUUGUCCUGAUGGAACCACAUGCUGUAAGAACGAACAGGGAGGAUGGGGCUGCUGCCCUAUGCCUCAGGCGGUGUGUUGUGAGGACUUUAUCCACUGCUGUCCUCAUGGGAAAAAGUGUAACCUCGCUGCUGGGUCAUGUGACGACCCGUCAGGUUCAGUGCCCUGGCUGAAGAAGGAGCCGAGCCGACCAAUCGGUGGACAGAAGCUUCUAGAAACCAAAGUUUCUGAUGUUCCCUGUGACGACACUGUGGCUUGUCCUGAUGGAACCACAUGCUGUAAGAACGAACAGGGAGGAUGGGGCUGCUGCCCUAUGCCUCAGGCGGUGUGUUGUGAGGACUUUAUCCACUGCUGUCCUCAUGGGAAAAAGUGUAACCUCGCUGCUGGGUCAUGUGACGACCCGUCAGGUUCAGUGCCCUGGCUGAAGAAGGAGCCGAGCCGACCAAUCGGUGGACAGAAGCUUCUAGAAACCAAAGUUUCUGAUGUUCCCUGUGACGACACUGUGGCUUGUCCUGAUGGAACCACAUGCUGUAAGAACGAACAGGGAGGAUGGGGCUGCUGCCCUAUGCCUCAGGCGGUGUGUUGUGAGGACUUUAUCCACUGCUGUCCUCAUGGGAAAAAGUGUAACCUCGCUGCUGGGUCAUGUGACGACCCGUCAGGUUCAGUGCCCUGGCUGAAGAAGGAGCCGAGCCGACCAAUCGGUGGACAGAAGCUUCUAGAAACCAAAGUUUCUGAUGUUCCCUGUGACGACACUGUGGCUUGUCCUGAUGGAACCACAUGCUUGAAAUAUGAAGUUUAUAAUAAUGUUGUUCCUUUGCAGGCGGUGUGUUGUGAGGACUUUAUCCACUGCUGUCCUCAUGGGAAAAAGUGUAACCUCGCUGCUGGGUCAUGUGACGACCCGUCAGGUUCAGUGCCCUGGCUGAAGAAGGAGCCGAGCCGACCAAUCGGUGGACAGAAGCUUCUAGAAACCAAAGUUUCUGAUGUUCCCUGUGACGACACUGUGGCUUGUCCUGAUGGAACCACAUGCUGUAAGAACGAACAGGGAGGAUGGGGCUGCUGCCCUAUGCCUCAGGCGGUGUGUUGUGAGGACUUUAUCCACUGCUGUCCUCAUGGGAAAAAGUGUAACCUCGCUGCUGGGUCAUGUGACGACCCGUCAGGUUCAGUGCCCUGGCUGAAGAAGGAGCCGAGCCGACCAAUCGGUGGACAGAAGCUUCUAGAAACCAAAGUUUCUGAUGUUCCCUGUGACGACACUGUGGCUUGUCCUGAUGGAACCACAUGCUGUAAGAACGAACAGGGAGGAUGGGGCUGCUGCCCUAUGCCUCAGGCGGUGUGUUGUGAGGACUUUAUCCACUGCUGUCCUCAUGGGAAAAAGUGUAACCUCGCUGCUGGGUCAUGUGACGACCCGUCAGGUUCAGUGCCCUGGCUGAAGAAGGAGCCGAGCCGACCAAUCGGUGGACAGAAGCUUCUAGAAACCAAAGUUUCUGAUGUUCCCUGUGACGACACUGUGGCUUGUCCUGAUGGAACCACAUGCUGUAAGAACGAACAGGGAGGAUGGGGCUGCUGCCCUAUGCCUCAGGCGGUGUGUUGUGAGGACUUUAUCCACUGCUGUCCUCAUGGGAAAAAGUGUAACCUCGCUGCUGGGUCAUGUGACGACCCGUCAGGUUCAGUGCCCUGGCUGAAGAAGGAGCCGAGCCGACCAAUCGGUGGACAGAAGCUUCUAGAAACCAAAGUUUCUGAUGUUCCCUGUGACGACACUGUGGCUUGUCCUGAUGGAACCACAUGCUGUAAGAACGAACAGGGAGGAUGGGGCUGCUGCCCUAUGCCUCAGGCGGUGUGUUGUGAGGACUUUAUCCACUGCUGUCCUCAUGGGAAAAAGUGUAACCUCGCUGCUGGGUCAUGUGACGACCCGUCAGGUUCAGUGCCCUGGCUGAAGAAGGAGCCGAGCCGACCAAUCGGUGGACAGAAGCUUCUAGAAACCAAAGUUUCUGAUGUUCCCUGUGACGACACUGUGGCUUGUCCUGAUGGAACCACAUGCUGUAAGAACGAACAGGGAGGAUGGGGCUGCUGCCCUAUGCCUCAGAGGCUUAAACUCGGCAAGACUAAAGCUGAAUUUAAUGAAGUUUAUAAUAAUGUUGUUCCUUUGCAGGCGGUGUGUUGUGAGGACUUUAUCCACUGCUGUCCUCAUGGGAAAAAGUGUAACCUCGCUGCUGGGUCAUGUGACGACCCGUCAGGUUCAGUGCCCUGGCUGAAGAAGGAGCCGAGCCGACCAAUCGGUGGACAGAAGCUUCUAGAAACCAAAGUUUCUGAUGUUCCCUGUGACGACACUGUGGCUUGUCCUGAUGGAACCACAUGCUGUAAGAACGAACAGGGAGGAUGGGGCUGCUGCCCUAUGCCUCAGGCGGUGUGUUGUGAGGACUUUAUCCACUGCUGUCCUCAUGGGAAAAAGUGUAACCUCGCUGCUGGGUCAUGUGACGACCCGUCAGGUUCAGUGCCCUGGCUGAAGAAGGAGCCGAGCCGACCAAUCCGAGAUAAUGUUCCAAAAGACUCUGUUGUUCCCUGUAAUGACACUGUGGCCUGUGAUGAUGGGACCACGUGCUGUAAGAACCAACAGGGAGGAUGGAGCUGCUGUCCACUUCCUCAGGCGGUGUGUUGUGAGGACUUUAUCCACUGCUGUCCUCAUGGGAAAGAGUGUAACCUCGCUGCUGGGUCAUGUGACGACCCGUCAGGUUCAGUGCCCUGGCUGAAGAAGGAGCCGAGCCGACCAACUGCAGCAACAACUCAAAAUACAUCAGUAAACGGAGUUUUAGUACAGUGUGACCCUCACGUGUCCUGUCCUGAUCACACCACCUGCUGCUUCAUGAAGAAGAGCCAGAAAUGGGGCUGCUGUCCUCUGGCCCAGGCUACAUGCUGUGCGGACGGAGAGAACUGCUGUCCGAAAGGCUACACCUGCCAUGACCAGUGUUGCGUGAAAAGCUCCUGGAUGAAGGUCGACUCUGUGCCUUUAACCUCCGUCAGGGACACGGCGAUGCCGCAGAUCCAAACUGACAUCGACUGCGGAGGAGGGUUCAGCUGCAAAGACACGGAAACCUGCUGCAGGACGUCAGAGAGCUCCUGGGGCUGCUGCCCAGCUCCGAAGGCUGUGUGUUGCAGUGAUAUGCUGCAUUGCUGUCCCGCUGGAUACACCUGUGAUGAGUCCGGCUCCUGCACUCCAGCGUUGGGCUUCGACUGGGAGGUGUUCUUCUCCAGGAAGAAACGAGCUCGCGCUGUAUAACCACACACACACACACACACACACACACACACACUGACCUUGUCCUACUGAGCGACAUCACACUUCGAACUAGAAUAUAGGUCACACGCAUGUUACACUAAUCAGGUUUUAUAUUUUAGUAAUACAUGGUGAUUUUAUUUUGAAUAGAAAAUGAAUUGAUGCUAAUCAGAAGGGCUGAGUAUCAUCCUGAAGAUCAUCCUGUUUACAUUCAUUAAUCAAUCUCCAAUCCUGCGUUCCAGUACUGAUUUUACACCUCUAUACACUUCCCCUGUCCACCUAGAAGUUAACUAUCAGCAAGGGGCCACUUGCAGCACAAGGGGAUGACUAUAACUGACAUUUUCCACAAUCUCUGACAAGCAGAGAGUAGCUGAAGCGAUGUCCUUGAAUAUUUGUGUGGUCUAUUUCCUUUAAACCAUGUAACAAAUCUAAAUAAAUGCCAUGUAACAGCUAGCUAGCAUCUUAGCCUGUCAAACAGAAAGGAGAAAAACGUCGUUAAAAAUGUUGUAGAUGUUUUUGAGACCUUAAGUAUUUCCUGACAUCAGAUGAGAUGUGUGUGAUGGAAGAGUGAUGAUGACAAAACAACAAAUAUUCCAGCUGUGUACACGCUUACUAGCUAGCAUACAACUAAAACUGCUUAUUGUAGCGCUUGCUAACAAGCUAGCAGAAUAUCAGCAUUGUUAUUUACAAUAAUAAUUAGGUGAUGUUUCAUUCUUCCUCUUUACUGUUGUAGAUGUUAACCAAUAUUUGAUUUUUUUUUUUUUAAAUCCUAUAUUUAUGUCUAUUUAAACAUACAGGCUAACACUAGCAGUAUCACACAUUGUAUUUUCCAAAGACCAUACUAGUGUACUAAAUAGCAUGUAGUAUUUAAUAUAGUUGUUUAUAUUGCAGCUCUGGAACCAGACAUGAACAAAAAAGGGAAAGAAAUCUCAUUUUCCGAAGGAAGACCUCAGAUUUUUGGUCAGCUUAAUGAUUUCGGAUACAUCCUGUAGCUAGCUAUGUAGUAUGAAAUCGUAUGAAGUCAACACCAAUUUUAAUUUAAUAAACAUUACUGACAAUAAUAAAUCUAAUCUAGAAAGCAUGCUAAGCUAAUUAGUUAGCCAAUUCUAGCUAACUGGUGAGAGGCUUGUUAUGGUUGUGUGAUUAUUGUAAUGUAAUAUUUAUCACCUCCUGUGUUUAAAGGUUCUUAUUUAUUGCUCCUGCUUACAGGCAAAAGUAACGUAGCGUCCUCCUCUAAUGCUAGUUUUAUUAAAAAUAAAUCACUUCAGACUGAGCGCAUUCCGCCUGAGUGUUUCUUCUGAAGUCUGUUAUCUAACAAACUUCACUCGAGUUGAUAAACUGGGAUAAAGUGACCUCGAGAGUGUGACAGGGAUGCAUUAAGAGGUCACCGAGGAAAAAUCAGCACUGGAACAGCAUAAGUUUUGUUCAGAAAUCACUUUAAAAAUGAAAAUCCAUUUCUGUUUUGUGAGGAGAUUUUUAUUUGUCGUUUCUUGCCUAAGGACAUGGACUAGGUAAAACUGUUUUAAAUAGCAAAGACAUUUACAAAUACUUCUUCUGUGACUCCUUGAUUAUAACAGCUGUAUUUUUCACCCUUUAAACAUCUGCAGCUUAUUUUCAGAGAUAUUACAUCACUAUGUUUGAACAUCAAGACGACUUUUUAUGUUGUGUGAACUAUGAUGUAUUGUCCAAAACGUCCAAGACGUCUGUGAGAAACUUUCUUGAGAGCUUUACUGAGAUCAAUAAAAGUGAUUUCCUUGAAAAA